Messenger RNA from Tribolium castaneum (red flour beetle), 3916 nucleotides. RefSeq names its product trichohyalin. The record is from RefSeq and is a predicted model, not a curated record. The transcript has 2 exons. The coding region runs from base 113 to 3778 and encodes 1221 amino acids. Lineage: Eukaryota; Metazoa; Arthropoda; Insecta; Coleoptera; Tenebrionidae.
UUGCCAUCUCCAGAAAGUCGAAGCGUCUCUUACUUGAAACAAUUUUAAAAACCGAGCUAACUAUACAAGUCACUCAACUACUCCGACAUAGAAAUUUUUCGUUUCUUCCAACAUGAAACAGUUGAAAAUUAUGGGCUGUUCCGCAAUUGUACUAUUACUGUUCUGUUUAACUUCAACUGAUGGCUUUCUCGAAACGCGAAACUCACGAAAUUUUUUUGGAAGCAUUUGGCAACGGUCGUUAAGAACUUCAGAUGGAGGAAGAGAACCUGAGAGGUUUAUAGAGACUUUAAGAUCACUCCCUCACGAAAAAAAUCGAGUUGAUCAAAUUCAACUGUCAACUGGUGAUGCUCGACAACUGGACAAACUAGACUCUAGAAGACGAUUAACUGAGAGAAUUUUACGAAAUGAACAAGAAAUUCGGACCAUUACGACUGACCUAAAAGACAGACGAGAUACUCGAGCAACUGGCAACAGGCGAACAGUUCGAGAGGUUUCAUCGAACAGGAUUCGACAGUUUGAGCGAGAAUCUCGUCAAAUAAGAUCUCUUUCAGCUGAUUCGUCUGAAUUUCGUCAACUGAACUUUCGAGAUCGGCAAGAAAGACGAGAAGUUAACAACUUAAAUGACAGGCGACGUGAAGUUCGUUCUGUUUCUUCUGAUCGAAUUCGAGAAUCUCAGCAACUGAACAGUCGAGAUAGUCGAACAACUGACAGUUCUCGCCGCCAACUAGAUGACCGUGAUUUACGUCGAGUUAACAACUUAAGUGACAGUAGGCGAGAAACUCGCUCUAUUUCUUCUGACAGAAUUCGAACAACUGAACCAGAACCUCGUCAACUGAAUAUUCGAAAUGCACGAGAAAGGCGAGAAGUUAACAACUUAAAUGACAGACGACGAGAAGUUCGUUCUGUUUCUUCUGAUAGAAUUAGAAAAACUCAACAACUGAACAUUCGAGAUAGUCGAACAACUGACAGUUCUCGCCGCCAACUAGAAAAACGCGACUCUCGUCGAGUUAACAACUUAAGUGGCAGUAGGCGAAAAACUCGCUCUAUUUCAUCUGACAGAAUUCCAACAACUGAACCAGAAUCUCGUGAACUGAAUAUUCAAGAAAGGCGAGAAGUUAACAACUUAAAUGACAGACGAGGUGAAGUUCGUUCUGUUUCUUCUGAUCGUAUUCGAGAAUCACAACAACUGAACAGUCGAGAUAGUCGAACAACUGACAGUUCUCGCCGCCAACUAGAAGACCGCGACUCUCGUCGAGUUAACAACUUAAGUGACAGUAGGCGAGAAAUUCGCUCUAUUUCUUCUGACAGAAUUCGAACAACUGAACCAGAAUCUCGUCAACUGAAUAUUCGAAAUGCACGAGAAAGGCGAGAAAUUAACAACUCAAAUGACAGACGACGAGAAGUUCGUUCUGUUUCUUCUGAUAGAAUUAGAAAAACUCAACAACUGAACAUUCGAGAUAGUCGAACAACUGACAGUUUUCGCCGCCAACUAGAAAAACGCGACUCUCGUCGAGUUAACAACUUAAGUGACAGUAGGCGAAAAACUCGCUCUAUUUCAUCUGACAGAAUUCCAACAACUGAACCAGAAUCUCGUGAACUGAAUAUUCAAGAAAGGCGAGAAGUUAACAACUUAAAUGACAGACGAGGUGAAGUUCGUUCUGUUUCUUCUGAUCGUAUUCGAGAAUCACAACAACUGAACAGUCGAGAUAGUCGAAUAACUGACAGUUCUCGCCGCCAACUAGAAGACCGCGACUCUCGUCGAGUUAACAACUUAAGUGACAGUAGGCGAGAAAUUCGCUCUAUUUCUUCUGACAGAAUUCGAACAACUGAACCAGAAUCUCGUCAACUGAAUAUUCGAAAUGCACGAGAAAGGCGAGAAAUUAACAACUCAAAUGACAGACGACGAGAAGUUCGUUCUGUUUCUUCUGAUAGAAUUAGAAAAACUCAACAACUGAACAUUCGAGAUAGUCGAACAACUGACAGUUCUCGCCGCCAACUAGAAGACCGCGACUCUCGUCGAGUUAACAACUUAAGUGACAGUAGGCGAGAAAUUCGCUCUAUUUCUUCUGACAGAAUUCGAACAACUGAACCAGAAUCUCGUCAACUGAAUAUUCGAAAUGCACGAGAAAGGCGAGAAAUUAACAACUCAAAUGACAGACGACGAGAAGUUCGUUCUGUUUCUUCUGAUAGAAUUAGAAAAACUCAACAACUGAACAUUCGAGAUAGUCGAACAACUGACAGUUCUCGCCGCCAACUAGAAGACCGCGACUCUCGUCGAGUUAACAACUUAAGUGACAGUAGGCGAGAAAUUCGCUCUAUUUCUUCUGACAGAAUUCGAACAACUGAACCAGAAUCUCGUCAACUGAAUAUUCGAAAUGCACGAGAAAGGCGACAAGUUAACAACUUAAAUGACAGACGACGAGAAGUUCGUUCUGUUUCUUCUGAUAGAAUUAGAAAAACUCAACAACUGAACAUUCGAGAUAGUCGAACAACUGACAGUUCUCGCCGCCAACUAGAAGACCGCGACUCUCGUCGAGUUAACAACUUAAGUGACAGUAGGCGAGAAACUCGCUCUAUUUCAUCUGACAGAAUUCGAACAACUGAACCAGAAUCUCGUCAACUGAAUAUUCGAGAUGCACGAGAAAGGCGAGAAGUUAACAACUUAAAUGACAGACGACGAGAAGUUCGUUCUGUUUCUUCUGAUCGUAUUCGAGAAUCACAACAACUGAACAGUCGAGAUAGUCGAACAACUGACAGUUCUCGCCGCCAACUAGAUGACCGUGAUUUACGUCGAGUUAACAACUUAAGUGACAGUAGGCGAGAAACUCGCUCUAUUUCUUCUGACAGAAUUCGAACAACUGAACCAAAAUCUCGUCAACUGAAUAUUCGAGAUGCACGAGAAAGGCGAGAAGUUAACAACUCAAAUGACAGACGACGAGAAGUUCGUUCUGUUUCUUCUGAUCGAAUUCGAGAAACUCAACAACUGAACAUUCGAGAUAGUCGAACAACUGACAGUUCUCGUCGCCAAUUAGAAGACCGCGACUCUCGUCGUGUUAACAACUUAAGUGACAGAAGGCGAGAAACUCGCUCUAUUUCAUCUGAGAGAAGUCGAACAACUGAACCGGAAUCUCGUCAACUGAAUAUUCGAGAUGCACGAGAAAGGCGAGAAGUUAACAACUUAAAUGACAGGCGACGAGAAGUUCGUUCUGUUUCUUCUGAUCGAAUUCGAGAAACUCAACAACUGAACAGUCGAGAUAGUCGAACAACUGACAGUUCUCGCCGCCAACUAGAAGAACGCGACUCUCGUCGAGUUAACAACUUAAGUGACAGAAGGCGAGAAACUCGAUCAGUUUCGUUUGAUCGAAUUCGAGAAUCUCGUGAAUCACGUCGAGUGAACAACUUGAGACGAGAGAUUGAUCGAAUUCGAGAAACUGAGCACGAAAGAAGGGAAAUUCGCUCAGUUUCUUUGGCUCAAAACAACCGAGACCGUCGUCUGAGCGACGCCACUCGCCACAUUUUGACUUUGUCACCCAAAGACGAAAACAACAAUUUUGCAAGAACAGUGCAAACACCAACUGAAAGAAGGAUGGCCACUUCUUUCACACACGAUAUUGACUACAUCCCCGAAUUGAAAUCAAGUGUGUUGCUAAAUACCAUCAAAGCAGUGCUGCUAUCGUUUCUCCUAGUCCAAGUUGUUAGCAAUUCUUCCAAAAGUAAAAAGACUUGGUUUUCUAACUUGAGUAACUUCGUGACCGUCACUAAGGAUAAGGUACUUUAAAUUAAAGGUUUUUUGACGAAAUCUGUUAAGAUUAUUUGUUACUAAAAAAGGAUUAUAUUUUGUUACAAAAGCCGCAAGAUUCUCAAACUUUGAACACAAAUAACGACAACCGCUAUGCUCUUUGUACCUUCUUAAUAA